UCAUAAUACCAAUUAGUGGGAGAUGGUGAGGAAAAUAUGACAGAAUGGCAGUUUUGAGGGUGAAUAUAAUAAUAAUAAUCAAAUCUUAAUGCACAAUCUCUUUACAGACUGUAUAGGAACAAUUAUGCCUUUAUAAAGAUAAUGCUCAGUUUUGAUUGAACUUGUGUGUUAAAUGUCUAUUGCUCUGGCUGCAGUUCAUUUUGGUGUACAGCUGUACUGGACCACAUUGUAUUGUGUAUUUAUUUUAAUGUUUUGGUUGCAUUACAUGCUGUAUACGCAAAGGGCAAAACACCAGAAACGCCUCAAUCAUUCUGUAUAAUAGCGCUCAUGUUGGAUGUCACGGGAUUGUGCAGCUCUAACUACAGUUGUGAAGCCGCUGAAUGUUUUCUUGUCAGAAACUACUGUCAAAAGAAAAUAUUAAGAUUUCUCAAUCAGAAAAGUAUGGAUUAACUAAAGUUUUACUUUGUGGAAUUUUUGUUGACAUUUAGUAACAUGUUUGGAGGAAACAGUGGAGAACGUUAACUGUGGAAUUCAGGGAGUGGAUAAAAAAAAAAUGACAGUGGAUCUGGAAUUUUGGUCAGAAAAUGACAAAAGAGACUGUCAAACAAAAGAGCGUGUGAGAUUAAAUUACUAGAAAACAGCCAGAGGGAACCCUUAUAAAUCUCUUCCGCUUUGUAUUUAAAGUUGGAUUGGGUUCAUUAUCUUGCCCCACACAGGACCGGAAAGGUGAAAAACACCGGCAUCAAAAGAAUCUGGAUUACAGUGAAGAACAAUCCACUUGGAUUAAUUGGAUUACAAAGAAACAAUUCCAAAGAAGAAUUUUUUUCUGGUCAGCCCACUUAACUGUCAUACCUAUGACGACAUUCUCAAACUGACCCCUGCCACCCUGAGACCAUGUUCAGUCCCAAGAAGAACAGUCUCUCUUCCCCCAUCUUGGAGGACUCCUUUUUCCCGCUCUCGCCUACCUCUCCAAUCUCGCUCUCCUUCGCCCUCCCCACAUCCACGCCAGACCGUGGUGACAUCGACAGCGGGGGCGGCAUAGAGACUGACCUGAUUCUGGCAGCUGAGCUGGGACAGGCUCUGCUGGAGAAGAAUGAGGAACUGGCCGCCGCUCUGGAGGAGAAGGCGAAAGAAGUGGAGGUGUUACAACAACAGAAGCAUGUUCUGCAAAGGAGGCUGGAAAUGAAUGAACUGGCAUCUGGACAGAAGGAGGCCGAACUGAAUGGAGAUUUGGCCGCCUUACGUUCUGAGCUGGACCGCCAUCACACUCAGGGGCGGGACCGUCGCAAGGAUGAGAGUGAACAGCUGACUCAGUUAUCCAACCAUAACCAGCGCUUGGUGGAGCAGCUGUCAGAGGCUGUGACGCUGGAACAUUCCUUGAGGACUGAGAUUCGUACCCUGAGAGAGGAGAUGGACGAGUCCUCCUUUAGCCGGAAUAUCAGCUCCACACAAUUAGAAAGCACACUAGCAGAGAGCCGAAUUCUGAAGGGGCGCCUGUGUCACAUAGAAGCCCAGCUGAAGACCUCCCAGGAGGACAGCAAUAGACUGCGCUCGGAGCGGAACGUCCUGAGGGACAGAGUGUCGGAGCUCCAGGUGCAGCUGAAAGAGAAAGAGACAGAGCUAGAGCAGGAGCAAGGGGUGAUGUUUGAGUUGCGUACCAUGAAUCGCUCUCUCCAGCAAAAUGCCCUGAGCCUGGAAGAAGAGAGCAUCCUGGACACUACACACACACGACCUUUGUCCCUGCUUAGUGAAAUUCAGCAAUCCCAGGCCAAAGAUGCACUCUUAGCCCACUCUGUGGCACUGCAAGCGAGAGAUGAUGAGAUAGCAGCACUGAAAGAGGAGCUGAAAUCCCAACAAGAAGAACUGGAGUCACUGCGAGAGGAAAUAAAGCCAUUUCGAAGCAGUCCAGAUGCGCCAAGUUAUAGUUUGCUAGAGAGUGAGUUGGCCACGGUGCGACAGGAGAAAGACUUACUGACCCAUCAGCUUCUCAAUACCAUCCAACACAAAGUGGCCCUGUCCCAAGAGCUGGACGCUUGGCAGGAGGAUAUGCGGUUGGUGAUCAAUCAACAGGUGCUGCAGAAGGAGGAGGACAGACUAAAGAAAGCUCAGCAAGAGCAAACGAGCAUAGGAGGACUCCAAAGAAGCAAGUCUUUGAAAUUGAAAGGCGAAGGAGGAAAAGGAUUCUUCUCUUCCCUUUUUAGAGAGAAAUAAUACAAAUGGAAACAGUAAACUGCCACUUUAAAGUACAAGAGGAGUGAACAUUUUACAUUUUUUGGAGCAUAACAAGAAGCAGGUGUAUAUAUCUAUAUAAUUGUAUUUAUGGAUGUACAGUAAAGAAACACUAUCAAUUUUUAUUGCUUUUCAUUAAAAUGUUAUUUGGGA
Syngnathoides biaculeatus (alligator pipefish) is the source of this 2382-nucleotide messenger RNA. It is a transcript of the gene bicdl2, whose product is annotated as BICD family like cargo adaptor 2. Gene Ontology annotation, biological process: Golgi to secretory granule transport; vesicle transport along microtubule. The record is from RefSeq and is a predicted model, not a curated record. The transcript has 9 exons. Bases 895 to 2211 code for a protein of 438 amino acids. NCBI's taxonomy places the organism in Eukaryota, Metazoa, Chordata, Actinopteri, Syngnathiformes, Syngnathidae.